Messenger RNA from Hibiscus syriacus, 456 nucleotides. Its product is annotated as laccase-14-like. The transcript is spliced from 2 exons. Gene Ontology annotation, molecular function: oxidoreductase activity. The record is from RefSeq and is a predicted model, not a curated record. Bases 79 to 441 code for a protein of 120 amino acids. NCBI's taxonomy places the organism in Eukaryota, Viridiplantae, Streptophyta, Magnoliopsida, Malvales, Malvaceae.
CAGAAAACGAUAGCAAUGCUAGGGAUAAUUUCAUCAGUCGAAUUAGGAACACGAAUAUCACUCAAAAUCCGCCAUUGAAUGUGCCGGCCAAUUCGGAUAUCAACAGACAACUGUACAUCGCAAUCGGCGCAAACACCUUGCCGUGCAACACCUCAGUGUCUUGCACCAAUUAGAUUUGCUGCAAGUUUGAACAAUGUCAGCUUUGUUUUCCCGCAAAUUGACAUUCUUGACGCAUACUACAACAUGAGCACCAGUGGUGUUUUCACCGAAGAUUUCCCCCUCAGUCCACCGGAAUUUUAUAAUUUCACCGGGGACUUGACUGGUUUAACCACGAUGUCUGAUACAGGGACGAAGGUUGUUAUGCUAAACUAUGGCGAUGCAGUUGAGAUUGUGCUGCAAGCAACCCAGAUUGGUUCCGGUGGAAGUCACCCGAUCCAUUAGCAUGUCUUUAGCUUU